Physella acuta is the source of this 864-nucleotide messenger RNA. RefSeq names its product glutathione S-transferase 3, mitochondrial. Lineage: Eukaryota; Metazoa; Mollusca; Gastropoda; Physidae. Gene Ontology annotation, molecular function: glutathione transferase activity; glutathione peroxidase activity. The record is from RefSeq and is a predicted model, not a curated record. Gene Ontology annotation, cellular component: endoplasmic reticulum; membrane; nuclear envelope.
GUUCAUCACAAAAAAAGUUGCAAAGGUCAUAGGCCUAAGCAAUAUUUUGGAAAUCUGUUGUAAGCGUAGUUAGAUUAUCCCGGUACAAUGUCAGGCUACCAACUUCCACCCGAUUAUGGCUACUGUGCUUUGGUUGUCGCUGGAAGCUGGGGUGUAUUGAAUUAUUUAGGUUUUCGUGUCAUGCAAGCAAGAAAAAAGUACGAUGUUCAGUAUCCCAAUUUGUACAGCGAUACCAGCCGUGAAUUUAACUGUAUCCAGCGAGCGCAUCAAAACACACUAGAGGUGUAUCCCCAAUUUCUUGCCUUUCUUUUGUUGGGAGGGCUUCAGCUGCCUAGGCUAAGUGCUGGCUUUGGUGCUCUCUGGCUUGUCAGCAGGAUUGUUUAUGCUCAUGGCUACUACACCUUUGAUCCAUCCAAGCGAAACCGUGGAGCUUUUGGGUACAUCGGUUUUCUGGGCCUUUUGGUCAACACUGUCUUGUUUGGGCUCAACAGCACUGGCUUUAUCUAAACCUGCCUCAACUGUUUCUCAACUCGCAGUUAUGUUUUUUUCUGCCAAGCACCAAUUAAUUAGUUCAUUUUUUAUGUUUUUGUGAUGUAUAAGACUGUAGUAAACUUUUUUCUGUCCAUAUUUAUGUUAAAAAAAAUAAAUUUACCAAAAUCCGUUAUCGUAACUAAAUUCAAAUGUUAAAGUUAUUGCUGACAAUUUACAUUUUUAAAAUUGUGGUUCUCAUCAUUGCAUAUUUGAACAUGUUCUUCGUUUGCCAAUAUUUUGUGUUUAGCUCUUUUGCUAAUCUUUUUUAUACCCAACAUUUUACAUUGAUAACUGUUGUUAAAUGAGAAAAUUUUGAAAAUAAAUAUUUACCUG